Antrostomus carolinensis (chuck-will's-widow) is the source of this 489-nucleotide messenger RNA. Its product is annotated as solute carrier family 25 member 48. The transcript is spliced from 3 exons. The annotation marks the transcript as partial. The record is from RefSeq and is a predicted model, not a curated record. Gene Ontology annotation, cellular component: mitochondrion. Gene Ontology annotation, biological process: transmembrane transport. Lineage: Eukaryota; Metazoa; Chordata; Aves; Caprimulgiformes; Caprimulgidae. Gene Ontology annotation, molecular function: transmembrane transporter activity.
CCCACGGUUCCUGGAUUCCCUGUCUACCAAGGUCCAAUUCACUGCUUUCGGACAGUCCUACAGAAAGAAGGGAUAGCAGGAAUAUACCGAGGUGCAGGAGCAAUGCUUCUGAGGGAUGUUCCUGGGUACUGCCUCUAUUUCAUCCCCUACACGUUAUUCUGUGAAUGGAUUACUCCUGAUGGAUGCAUGUCCCCUAAUCCCUCCUCCAUCUGGCUGGCAGGGGGUGUAGCAGGAGCCAUUUCCUGGGCAACUGCUACUCCAAUGGAUGUUGUGAAAAGUCGACUUCAGGCAGAUGGAGUUUAUUUAAACAAGUACAAAGGGACCCUUGACUGUAUCUUGCAGAGCUACCAGAAAGAAGGCUUAAAAGUCUUUUUUAGGGGCAUCACGGUCAAUACAGUGCGAGGAUUCCCAGUGAGUUCAGCCAUGUUUCUUGGCUAUGAACUUUCCCUCAAAGCAAUGAAAAGAGACCAAACUGAGACCAUUCCUUAA